Rotaria socialis is the source of this 1872-nucleotide messenger RNA. Lineage: Eukaryota; Metazoa; Rotifera; Eurotatoria; Philodinida; Philodinidae. The record is from the annotation of a GenBank genome assembly.
AUGGAACACUUCAAACGUCAGCAAGAUGAUAUUUUUCAUCAUGGCGAUGAUAGUAAAAGAAAAAAGAUUCGAAGCAACAUUAAUGAUUCUUUAUCACAAACUAGCACUAUGACAUGUUUUGAACAUCUUUCUAAUGAACUUAUGUAUGAAAUAUUUGAAUUUCUGGAUUAUUUUCAUGUAUAUGAGGCGUUUUUCAAUAUGAAUUUACGAUUUCGUAACCUUAUUAGCAAUUCAAGUCUCCCUAUUAAAAUCAAAGUUUCAUCAAUAUCUAAAUCAGCUUAUCAGCGAUAUUAUACAGACAUUAUAAUGCCUCAUGCCAAUCAAAUAAGUUCAAUUCAUUUAUCAAACGUAUUCAUUUAUGAUAUUGUAUCUUCACCUAUUCGCAUCCUACCAGAGUUUCGUCAACUUCAACGACUUAUUCUUGAUAAUAUUAAAUCUAAAUGUCUGACACAAAUUCUUCUCGAAUUAUUUUCUUUUCCCGGUCUCUCUUCAUUGACUAUUGACUCUUAUGAUAAUAUUAAAAAUAAGAAUUUUAUCUAUCAUCAAAUAUUUCGUUUACCUGCAUUAAAAUAUUGCAAACUGUCCUUACAUCGAUGCGCUAGUGAUUAUAAUCCAUUACCACUCGUUACAAAUGAAUGCAGUUCAAUCGAACAUUUUAUAAUCAAUCAUGGCAUUUACUUGAAUGAAAUGAAUGGUUUGUUAUCAUAUACUCCUCAACUUCGUUGUUUUUCUGCACAACUUGGACGAAUAUAUUCGAUGAAAAAGACAACAAUAGAUCCGCCUACACUAAAUCAUUUGACACAUGUGUUUCUUGAACUAGGUGACAUAAGUUUUAGUGAAUUUGAGCAGCUGGCUAUUGAUUUUUUCUCUAGAAUUCAAGUUUUACGUAUUUCGCUAAAAUAUCAUAGAGAUACAGAAUAUAGAGAUAAUAAUAGAUGGGAACAAUUAAUAUCAUCUCGUAUGUUAAAUUUACGUAUAUUCGAUAUUCGACACGAAAGUUGGGCUAUCAAUGUUGCUGCUAACAAUAAUAAUAGUAAUAAUGGUCCGAUAAUAUUCGAUGGUCUGAUCAAUCAGUUUAUAUCUCCGUUUUGGAUCGAACGAAAAUGGUUUUUUGCCGUUCAAUAUAUUCAGUCAGAGUUUCGAAAUCGGGAAAUAUUCUACUCAACGAAUCCGUAUAGAAGAAAACAUUACACAUUAUAUAAAAAAUCCAAUGAAGAGAGGUAUUUAAACGAUUGUGAAACUAAUAUUCAGUCAGUUCAUCAUCUUCAUAUUGAAAGUGAAAAAGAAACGAUCAAUUGUAUGAAUUAUUUUCCAAAUGUCACUGAACUUACUGUCGCAUAUGGUUUUUCGACAAACAGUCAUUCAUUUUCAACGAUUCUCAAUCGUAUUAUACCUUUGAAACAACUCUCUAAACUAGUUCUUGAAUGUCACCAUAUCUCGUUUAUGAAGCUCAUCGAAUUAUUACGUUUUACACCUAAUAUUCGCGCAUUAGUAUUUCAAUCGAUGCCAUUUUAUAGGGAUGAUUAUAUGUCAAUUCAGCAAAGUGAAACUUUUCGAUUAGUAUCCACUACAAAUAAGAUUACGAACGUGACUUUCAAAGACGCUAGUACAUUAGAAAAGACUAGACUACUUAUUGCUUUAUGUCCUCAAUUGCAGUAUCUUUCCAUAAAGACUCGGAUGAAAUAUUUGGAAUCAAUAACAAGACUUCUAUUAAAAAGUACUAAUAAAAAUACUGGCCAUUUGUGCUCGUUGUGCUUUUUAGAGACGUCAAAUAGAUGGUUCGCAAAUGUGAGUGAUCUUAUCAUCUCCGAGAUGCUACUCGAUGAUUAUAUGUUAAAACUGGUCGACUCAAAAUUAUACUUGUGGUGGUAA